Messenger RNA from Xenopus laevis (African clawed frog), 755 nucleotides. RefSeq names its product integrator complex subunit 9-like (gene ints9.L). The record is from RefSeq and is a predicted model, not a curated record. The coding region runs from base 185 to 472 and encodes 95 amino acids. The transcript has 2 exons. NCBI's taxonomy places the organism in Eukaryota, Metazoa, Chordata, Amphibia, Anura, Pipidae.
UAUGCCAUUUUAGCCCUAUUCAAUUUUAGGGUUUAGUUCUCCUUUAACAAACCAGUGAAGUCUCAGCGGCAAGAGAGGUGACUUUUGGUGCAUUGUUUCAAGAGUCAGAGCAAGCGGUGCAGAAUGGGAUAAACAUUGUCACUUGUUGUUAAUCAUAGAAUCUCAUUUUGUCCCAUGAACAGCCAUGACUGUAAGCAGUGGGGGCAACGUGCUGGUUCCCGGUUAUCUCUCCGGUGUAAUAUACGACCUGUUGGAGGGCCUGUACCAGUACAUCGACUCUGCCCGACUUUCCAACGUCCCUUUCUACUUCAUCUCACCUGUAGCCAACAGCUCCUUGGAGUUUUCCCAGAUCUUCGCAGAGUGGCUGUGCCAUAAUAAGCAGACCAAGGUGUACCUCCCAGAGCCUCCCUUUCUGCACGCUGAAGUAGGUAGUUCUUUUCUAUUAACCUGUAUUUGCCUGUCUGUUAAGUGACUGAAUGUAGUUAAUUCACCGCACAUCUGUCAGUCAACCUUAGACUACACUGGUGCUGCAGGCUCUCUAUUUGUCCGGCUAAGUACAGUAGAGAAGCCGCACACAAACACUUAUAUGUAGUUGUGCAGUUUAUCCCAUUUGUUCAACCAACAAGUAUUAACGUUUUCAGGGGGAGGGGGUACAACCCUCCCUUUGUCAGGAUCCUGAUCCCUAAUAUAAGCAGCAGUCCUGUCCUGCUUUAUGGCAGCUGAGAUUCUAGCUAUCUGUAUAACAGAACAUUCUG